AUUUGGUGCCUUAAUUUAUUAUUCAACAGAUACCUACUGCUGGUUCGAACGUCCGAUCGGAGAAUCCGUUCGUUGGUGGAAUAUUUGCAAUCUAGUUCUGAAUUAAUUGCUAAUUUAGAUAUUUCUAUCAUGUCUCGUGUAUUGGUCGGAGUUAAGAGAGUGAUCGAUUAUGCCGUCAAGAUCCGUGUAAAGCCGGACAAAACCGGUGUCGUAACUGAGGGCGUGAAGCACUCGAUGAAUCCAUUUGAUGAGAUUGCAGUCGAAGAAGCAGUCAAGUUAAAGGAGAAGAAGAUCGCAUCGGAAGUCGUAGCCGUGUCGGUCGGUCCCACUCAAUCGCAAGAGGUAUUGCGAACAGCAUUAGCCAUGGGAGCAGACCGCGGCAUUCAUAUCGAGGUGUCCGGAAAGGAUUACGAUUUGCUUCAACCGAUUCAUGUCUCGAAAAUUCUAGCCAAGCUGGCCCAGGAUGAAAAAGUAGAUCUCGUGAUCCUGGGCAAGCAGGCCAUCGAUGACGAUUGUAAUCAAACCGCACAAAUGACCGCUGCUUUACUAGAUUGGCCCCAGGCUACAUUUGCUUCCAAGGUGGAAAAAACCGGCGAAGGUUUAACGGUGGUACGUGAGGUCGAUGGCGGUCUGGAGACAAUCAAGACCAAAGUGCCAGCCGUGAUCAGUGCUGAUUUGCGUCUCAACACUCCCCGCUAUGCUACGCUACCGAAUAUUAUGAAAGCAAAGAAGAAACCCAUCAAAAAGUUGGCACCGAAGGAUCUCGGAGUGGAUACCACUCCGCGAAUCGAAAUCGUAUCAGUUGAGGAUCCACCGGUGCGUCAAGCCGGUUCGAUUGUACCGGAUGUCGACACCCUGCUGGGUAAACUGCGCGACGGUGGUCACAUUAAGUAGAACCGUAGAGAAAAAACCGAGUGAUUGUUUCGUAAAGCUUUUAACAGUGUCCAUAUCAAAGUGCAUUUUUCCAAUCAUCAUCGUGAUUACGAAACAACUAGAAAACAAAUGUUGAAAUAUGUUUGUAGUGAAGUCAACAUACAUUCACUAAUAAACGAACGAUCGAGUGCUUCCUUCUAA
This is a messenger RNA of Malaya genurostris, 1074 nucleotides long. It is a transcript of the gene Etfb, whose product is annotated as electron transfer flavoprotein subunit beta. Lineage: Eukaryota; Metazoa; Arthropoda; Insecta; Diptera; Culicidae. The record is from RefSeq and is a predicted model, not a curated record. Gene Ontology annotation, molecular function: electron transfer activity. Bases 130 to 894 code for a protein of 254 amino acids. The transcript has 2 exons. Gene Ontology annotation, cellular component: cytosol.